Anopheles arabiensis is the source of this 1561-nucleotide messenger RNA. RefSeq names its product phospholipase B1, membrane-associated. The transcript is spliced from 5 exons. Gene Ontology annotation, biological process: phospholipid metabolic process. Bases 75 to 1403 code for a protein of 442 amino acids. The record is from RefSeq and is a predicted model, not a curated record. Gene Ontology annotation, molecular function: glycerophospholipase activity. Lineage: Eukaryota; Metazoa; Arthropoda; Insecta; Diptera; Culicidae.
AUACGUGACAGACAAUCUUUUUCUCAGUUUCUAUUCUCGUUGCUGCAGACUCACUUCCAACGGAGCAGUGGCGUAUGGUUUGUUUGAACGUACCUUCAGAAAAACUAGGGAACGUUUGUGUUUGUGUUUGUUCUACCAGUACCAAUAUGAAAGGGUUUGCGCUAUUUCUAUCGCUGUGCCUACUGCUAAACACUCAAAGUGCUACACUCGCGCAAGAAGAAGUGUCCUUCCUAGAUGAUCAACCGAUCAUAACAGUUUACCGUAACCUGCACAAGCAGUUCUUUAACUAUGUCGGUCCAAACAGUGAAAAUCCGGAACGAUUGAAACAGGCACGCUCGCAAGGGAAAAUUCAACUCCCCAUUCCACCUGAUCAACCGUUUCCUUGUCCUACCGAGGGUAUGCGCAGUGCGAGGGUUCCUACCUCUGUCCACGAACUACGCCCGGGCGAUAUCGAUGUAGUGGCAGCCCUCGGCGAUUCCCUAACGGCCGGCACGGGAGUACUUGCGACCGGCAUCCUUGAGCUGAUCAUCGAAAAUCGAGGCCUAUCGUGGUGCAUUGGUGGACAGGGCACCUGGCGUCAGUAUCUAACGCUACCCAACAUUCUGAAGGUGUUCAAUCCUAACCUAAAUGGCUAUGUCGUUGCGGACAGUUUAUCGAUUGACAGGGCGUCGAGAUUUGAUGUCGCUGAGAUUGCUGGAAUGAGCCAGGAUCUGCCGCAUCAGGCAAGAAAUCUUAUCAAACGCAUGAAAGCGGACCGCUCGGUUAGCAUCAAGAAAGACUGGAAGCUUAUAACUAUUUUCAUGGGGCAUAACGAUUUCUGCAGCCGGAUCUGCUUCCUGCCCAAGCCUGAGAAAGCGCUCUACCAGCAUGAGCAAAAUUUGCUCACAACGUUGCGCCUACUUCGCAAGUAUCUACCGCGAGCGAUGGUUAAUAUUGUUGCAACAAUUGAUGUUACCGUAUUGAGAACGUUCUCUCCACGCCCUGCAUCAUGCGUCACUACGCACGCCUUCGAGUGUCCUUGUGUGUUCGGUACCAGAUACGCAUCGUUCCAACCACGCCUAGAGUACAUCAUACACCAGUGGAACCGGAUACAGCAGUCCGUGGCCGAGCGGGAGGAGUUCAACAAUGCCACCGAUUUCGUCGUAAACUUUCAACCGUUUCCGGAGCAGCUGACACUGCCGACACUCCGGAACGGGGAUACGGAUGCUGGCAUCGCAUCGGUCGAUUGUUUCCACUUCAGCCAACGGGGGCACGCGAUCGCGGCGAACAGCUACUGGAACAACCUGAUCGACAUGGAGGGCAACAAGACGGAGCUGGUGCAGCGAGAGUUUGAACGUUUCAACUGUCCGAUGAAGGGAAGGCCUUUUUUGGCGACACGUAAGAAUAGUUUGAAGAAAGUCUGAAGUGGAAGAAAAACAGGGUAUCAUGCCAAGUUUAGAGACAUUGGAGGGAUAUACAUCGAGGGUAGAUAAUUGUUAUAUUAAUGUUAUUUUAACGAUAAAUGUGUUGUUACGGUUUUUAUUGCGAUAAUGUGUAAAUAAAGUUGGUUCAUAAAUAAGAA